AUGCCAACCCUGCCUGGCAUUUUGACUGUAACCCUUCACGAGGUCACCGGCUUCUCUACGGUAGAUUGCUACAAUGAGAUAUCCGGCAGCGAUCCAACUAACCAUAGUAUCAAAGCUCGGCCCUCGCAGUACCGAGGGAACGGCUUUGUAUAUGCGCUCUUGGACUAUGAAAUGUUACAAGUAUCGGUCGAGUCGUUUUUUGGAACGAGUGAAGGUCCUAGAUGGCCGGCAGGAUACUACGCAGAACGCGAACUCUACAUCUCCCACUCUGCAGAGCUGAGGAUAUACCUCUAUAUUGGGGGGAAGAAUACGAUAGACAAGGAUAUAUUUCUAGGCGUGGCACGAGUGAGCCCGUUUGAGGGAUUCGAAACAUCCAAGUCGCAGUGGCUAGAGGUAGAAGACGGUGUUGGCAGGAUUCGCGUUAGUUUUGACUACCGACAUGUUGAGAAUAACCCGUUAAAAUCGGCAGAUUUUGAGUAUAUAGCUAGUAUUGGGAGGCCGCAUGCAUUUUACAACGGGAAGGAGGCUGAUCACCAAACAUACGCAAAGAAAAACAUUCAUCUUAUUGAGUCUGCAUCUCUGCCCAAAGCAUUAUAUACCACUACCCAACAAUCUGAUAUCAACCACCCAUUUAUCGCACAGCUUUCACUGGCUUUCAAUUCACAGGAGACAUUACACCUUCUCUCCCCGUUUAUUAGUGGUGGACACCUUUUUCACUAUAUUCAAAAGCAACGGGUUUUUGAUAUAGAGAAGACUCGACUCUAUGCCGCGGAGAUUCUCUGCGCAUUAGAAUAUCUCCAUGAUACCCACAGUAUAUUCUCCUGGCUAAAGCCUGGAAAUGUCCUUCUCGACUCCUUGGGUCAUAUAGUUUUAUGCGGGUUUAGCCUUUUUCUAAGGGAUCAUGGCACCUAUACGAUGCCAGAGUAUCCGGCCCCAGAAUUGUUCAUCCAAGGACAAUCGGAGACGGCGGACUGGUGGACACUGGGGAUAUUUCUCUACGAAAUGCUAACGGGGCUACCCGCAUUCUAUGACGAGAAUCCUGAGGAGAUACGCCGAAGAAUCCUUGACCCUGAUCAGCCCCUUAAGUUCCCCAAGUCUAUCACCCCGACUGCUGAGGAUUUCAUUAUCAGGCUCCUUGACCGCAGGCCAGAGAACCGUCUUGGAGCUAAUGGCGGGGUCUCUGAAAUCAAAGCUCACCCAUUUUUUGUCGACGUUGAUUGGAACAUGGUCAUCCGGCGGGAGUAUAAGCCCUCAUUUAAACCUAACUAUGUAGCGCGGUACUUUCGACAUCAUGGGUUUCCUAUACCAAUGCCGGAAGAGUUUCACGGAUUUAAAUUCAACCAGCCACAGCCCAAAAGAAGUAGUACAACAAAGAAUAUUGUAACUUUGCAAAGUGACGAAGAAAACUGCCAGGAGGUGGAUGACGGCUGGGAGCUAGUUUGGGAAUAUGCUCAACAGAAAUUUCAUUUCUACAACCACUUCACAGAGGCAAAACAGCUUGUUACUCAACCUGUGGAUCCUCUCCCUGAUAAUAAUGUUAGAAACACCACUGCCCCUAGCCAAACCCAGAAAGAAAGCGUACUCGAGGCUGCGUUACUAGGUGGACACAACCGCGCCAUCCCACAGCUAUUAGAAUAUGGCAUGGACUUGAAUAUCAAUAUCUUCGUUACUAGUGCCACUGGAGGGAAGAGUCCGCUGGGAUGGGCUACAGAGCACGAAAACCUCAGUUUAGUAACGCUUUUCCUUGAUAUGGGGGCUGAUGCAACGUUCUCUGCAUUAAAUACAGCUGUGAAGAGAAGGAACGAAAAACUUAUCAAGGUCCUGAUGAAAAAAACUGACCGAACAACUUCAACAAAGGCUCUUGGACUUGCGGUGGAUCAACAGGAUAUCACCAUAGCCAAACUCCUUUUAGAAAAUGGGGCGAAGUGCGAUUUUAAUGAUGAAGACCGACCUCCCCCCGAGCAUCACUUUGCUGGCUCUGGUUUUGCCCAUAACUGCCCUUUCUAUGAUAUCUCCUCUCUACCAGAGGAGUUUAUACCUCCGCUCGUCCGGGCAGUCAAACAAGGUUGUGUCGAUCUAACCCGGCUACUACUUGCUCAUGGGGCCGAUGUCAAUACCGGUUACCACGACUUGAGUUGGGACCUAGAUGAGAGUCCAGAACGAGAUACGAUUUCGUUCUCAUGCGGCAGAGUUAUUCAACUAGCCAUGGAGCUAGGAGAACUUGAAAUCGUCCAACUCCUACUUCUUGGUGGCGCAGAUAUUCACCUUAUACACCCCACCUGGUGUGUACCGGGACAUCAAUGUUGGCCGGGAUCGAGGGCCGUAUAUCAGAACGUCACAGACCGGUUGGAAGCCGCUAGAAACAAGGUCGAAUAG
Molecule: messenger RNA, 2376 nt
Organism: Arthroderma uncinatum
Lineage: Eukaryota; Fungi; Ascomycota; Eurotiomycetes; Onygenales; Arthrodermataceae
Product: protein kinase
Exons: 1
Coding region: 1-2376 (791 amino acids)
Biological process (GO): protein phosphorylation
Molecular function (GO): ATP binding; protein binding; protein serine/threonine kinase activity
Source: RefSeq, a predicted model, not a curated record